GAGGGGGGUUCUGCUGUUCCUGAGCUCAUUCAUCAUUACACAAACCUCACGUUAUUGUCAAAUUUCAUGGAGACGAACCUUUAGAAAUUGAAUUUAUCCUUUAAGCAGCUGUAAAAUUGUGUAUUUCUGUCUUAUUUCUAGACAUGCUGGAGCUGUAUUUUGAGAAGACCUGGACUCUGCCGGCCAAAAUUGUCAUGAUCCCAACUGAACAGGCUGCCAUCAUCACUUUCAGCGACCCUAAAGUUGUGGAAAAGAUUUGUGUAAAAAAAGACCUCGAGAUGAAAUCUAUCACAGUGAAGGUAUAUCCAUACUACGAGUCACUGGGAACCGCCUUGUACAGCAAAGAACGCCCAACAUGGAAGAUGCCCGAGCCCUUCACAGAGCGUGUUCACCACGUUAUCUGGAAAUUCCUUGUGGAGAAGAAACUAUCAGAACACAUCAAUGAUCAGAUGCGUCCACACUUCUGCAGAGUGGAUUUGAAUGACCCUGAACUGAAACUCAGCCCUGUGCCGGAGUUUUUGAGGCAGCAAGAUCUGACUGCAGAACAUGUAAAAAACUGGAUGAAUAAGGUCCAAGAGGCCUUCCGUCGCCUGAUGUCUCAGUACACAUCAUUUGAAUGUCAAGCAAAUGCACUGGGAUGGACAGCUGCAGAGAAAGAUGUCCGUUCGGUGGUGAAGGAAGAUGCCAUCCUGGUGCUGGAUGCAUCCAAAGGGGUUCUGACUGUUGCUGGCCGAGCUGAUGAUAUAAAACGAAUCAGGGCUUCUGUGGAGAACAUUCUUCUUAAAGCCAUGAGUCACAUUGAACGACAGACAAACAGCGUCUCUGAGGAAAUGAUUUUGUUCCCCGCAAUCUUCUACGUCCUGAAACAGGAAGGGCUCCAGACAGCUGCUCUGGACAUUUCUCCUGAGAUGAAACUCUCUUAUGAUGAAGGCACCCAGAAGUUAACCAUUACAGGGCUCAGUGCAGAGGUCUUCAAGACUAAGUCAUGGAUCUUGGAGAGGAAUGUGAAUAUGAGUAAAAAACAACAGAAUGUUCCCCCAUGUCUUCUAGACUUUCUCAGAACAUUGGAUCCCAUGGACAUGUCCCAGGAUCUGUUCGCAUCUCAAGGCAUCAGUGCAGUCUACACCAUUGACAACAAAGGACUUCUGCUGUUUGGAAAUUCUGACAGAAUCCUUGCUGAUGCGGAAAGUAAGAUGAAGGCUGCUUUGGCUCAUCAGAUUGUAAAUGUGGAAGAUCCGGAAGUUCUAAAACUCCCUACCUGGAUGGACCUGAAACAAAACCUGCUGGAUAUCUUCAACUUAUCGAAGAAAAAAACUGUGGCCAUUCAGAUGCACCCAGAGAGAAAAAUAACAGUGGCUGGUUUUGUUGAUCCAGUGAAAGAGGUCAGUCAUAGUCUGAGGGAGUUCAUUGAGAAUUACUCACAAGUUCAAGAAUUUAUUUGAUGUUCAAUCCGGUGCUGCUGUUAAGUUUAUUGAAGGGAAACAGACAGAGGAAUGGUCCAGUAUUGCCAAAGACAAUGAUGUGUCAGUAAAUUUUGAU
Maylandia zebra (zebra mbuna) is the source of this 1539-nucleotide messenger RNA. Lineage: Eukaryota; Metazoa; Chordata; Actinopteri; Cichliformes; Cichlidae. The record is from RefSeq and is a predicted model, not a curated record.